Messenger RNA from Penicillium atrosanguineum, 1077 nucleotides. RefSeq names its product lipase B. The transcript has 2 exons. The record is from RefSeq and is a predicted model, not a curated record. Gene Ontology annotation, molecular function: nucleic acid binding; RNA-DNA hybrid ribonuclease activity. NCBI's taxonomy places the organism in Eukaryota, Fungi, Ascomycota, Eurotiomycetes, Eurotiales, Aspergillaceae. Bases 1 to 1077 code for a protein of 358 amino acids.
AUGCCGCGGAGUAUGGCGGAAAAGGCACGUCAGAAGAGGAAGAGCAAUAUGAAUAUUUGGCCUGCUGCGACUCAGGCCGUAUCGACGACUUUGGCUUCUCUGGUUUUAUCUCCACCUACUGCUUCUGUUUUCAGCCAUGAGGUCAGAAGCCCAACGGACCAUGGCACCGUAGCCACCGGCAAUACCGGUAUGGUUGGGAGCAAUAUGAGCCCAACCACUCGUGGGAACAUCGCAGAGCAAAUAAUCGGUCUGGACGUCUACUCUCGUCCUUAUGAAUCUAGCCAAGACCACUCGCAUGAAGACCACGAUCUUCCAGAAAGCCAUUUAUGUCCGCUCACUUUCUGCUUACCUCGACCCUCCGGUCUUGGAAACCAGCCAGCAUCAGACCGUUACUUUAACCCUGGACAUCUCUACCCCGGCAAACAACCCAUGACAAGCAUCCAGAUUGGCGUGGGCCAAUUCAUCUUCCUCGCCUGCCCCGUGACCCCGCCUUGCAGACACGGUCAUUUAGCUCCCCAUAUGGAAGCCCCUGUGAUUUCAAUCCACGGAUCCUGCUCCGGGGAUGGCACAGAUACCGCGCGUGGGGCAAUUGGUGUCUGGUUUGGCGAGAGUCCCAAAAACCUCCGCCAACCUCUCGAUGGCCUUGAGCGCUGUACAAGCCAGAUAGCGAAUCUGUACUCCGUGAUAGCAGCUCUCUCUCACGUGGCACACAAUAUGGAAAAGUGGUCGCGAAACCGCAGCAAUGGGCAUGAGAAAGUUCCUUCCAGAUUACAUACGGUCGUUAUCAAGACUGAUUCUGACUUUGUCAUGAAUGUCACGGGUUUACUUGAAAAGUGGAAGAAUCAGGAUUGGAAACGGGGUAAUGGUAAGCCCAUUGCAAACCAGAAGCUCUGGAAGCAGAUCGACGACUACUUGGUUUACCUGGAGGGGAAGGGCAAGAUUCGCGUCAAGUUCUGGAAAGUAGAUUCUUCCCAGAACGAGCUGGCUGUCAGUUUGGCGGCGCAUGCUUUGCGAUACCCACCUAUGAAGAAAGAGUUGAACGCACUGAUGAGACGAUGGAACUAUCAAUUCAAUUGA